Messenger RNA from Selaginella moellendorffii, 978 nucleotides. RefSeq lists its product as uncharacterized. The transcript is spliced from 8 exons. Gene Ontology annotation, molecular function: nucleic acid binding. Bases 37 to 777 code for a protein of 246 amino acids. Lineage: Eukaryota; Viridiplantae; Streptophyta; Lycopodiopsida; Selaginellales; Selaginellaceae. The record is from RefSeq and is a predicted model, not a curated record.
UUUUUUAAGAGGUGGAUUACCCCUGCCUAGGGCGCGAUGGCAUCUGUUAGGAGGAGCGCAUUUCUCGAUCGCAGCACCUGGCGUCUCCCCAGAGAGGGCGAGGGUGUGUAUGCCGAGGCGGAAGAGCGAGUGCGCGAGGCUUGCGCGGAUGGAAAGAUGAGCAAUCGUCGCCUUAAAAGAUGGGUGAAUGAUCGGCUACUUCGCGAGCUCGCUCCGCCUCUGGACUCGAUCGAGAUUGGCGGACUCUUCGCUCCUCCUCCUUGGGGAGAGAGGAACUAUCAAACACCGCUGGAGAAAUUGACGGAAGGUGGAGGAGCAGCCAUGGCCGCCGCGUGGGAACCCUUUCGUGAUAACGUAGACAUGGAUUACCAGGCCGAUGUGUUGAGAAAACUUGAGAAGACCGGGAAACGUAAGGAAGCUGCGGCUCUUUGCGCAUGGCGAGCAGUGGAUCACAAUGCUCGCGAUGCACUAAAGCGGCUCUCCGAUUCGCCACUGCUUCCUAUUCUUGAGAAUCAAUUGCUCGAAUUUGUGAGCGGGAGAGACGACGAGCUCGUACUGGAGAUGCCGGCACCGCACCACCGACUGCUUUUGCAUGGUCUCAGUCAAUUUCAUGGCUUGGCUUCGCAGUCGGAGCCAGCACCGCCACCACCCCGUGUACACAUCACCAAGAGAACAAAUUGCCGAAGCGAGGCAGCAAAAGAUUCUGGCUUGAACCUGAUGAAGUUCCUCCAGGACUGCAGGCACCCUCCUGUAUUACCCCCGACUUUCAGAUUAUGAAGACCCAAGAAAACUUGGAUGUAUCCAUACCAUGCAUGGAAAAUAUAUUCUCGUCUUGCUGGGCGCCGAGAACGCUCGCUAUGAGUUCCUCGGGCAUGUUGAACGACAGCGCUAGAGUCUCCAUGUCAAGCUUGUCAAGAACCGAGCUCCUACCUGGUAAAGUUCGCUCCAAAUAAGCUAAAAAUUCUUGAUUGACAAACA